Colossoma macropomum (tambaqui) is the source of this 3095-nucleotide messenger RNA. It is a transcript of the gene calcoco1b, whose product is annotated as calcium binding and coiled-coil domain 1b. The transcript has 14 exons. The coding region runs from base 162 to 1865 and encodes 567 amino acids. The record is from RefSeq and is a predicted model, not a curated record. Lineage: Eukaryota; Metazoa; Chordata; Actinopteri; Characiformes; Serrasalmidae.
UUGGUUUUGAAAGUGACACCCUUGAUAAGAAGGGAGAACGUCGGUUCUGCCUACAGUAGGGUCUGCGGUCUGACAGGGAUGAGCCAAAAGUUCUCGGGACCUAGACUGAAGAUCUUUUGAUUGAGUGUAAGAACUUCCAUUGGCCCUCUGACUCUGUUGCCAUGGAGAAGCCUCGGAGGGUGAAAUUCAGGAAUGUGAACCAGACCUACUUCCCUCAGACCAGGGUGGAAUGUCGGUACACUAUAAGUGGUCACCACAAGUGGAGCAGUCGUGACUGGAUAGGUCUCUUCAAGGUGGGAUGGGCAUCAGUGAGGGACUAUCACACGUUCGCCUGGGCUCUUGCUCCAGAAGGGUAUACAGUUGGCACAGAAGUGAACUGCAGUGUCCUCUUCCAGCCAUCCUAUCUGCCAAGCCCUGGAGGGACAGCAUUCCAGUUUGUGUACAUAGACGAGUCAGAGGAGAUCUGUGCAGUGAGCCCUCAGUUUACCUUCUGCGCACCAAGGCCUUUGGAUGAGCUGGUGACACUGGAGGAGGAGAGGAAUGGAGCAGAAGAGAACGAGGGAGAAGACUUACUGCUGGUGGUCCCCAAAGCUCAGAUACUCCAGAGUCAUCUGGACGCAUGUCAGCAAGAACUGAAGCAGUUACAGAAGAAGCUUGACGCAGCCACAGAGGAAGCAGAGAAACAGACGGAGAGAAACGAAAUAGCAAAGAAGGAUUUUGAAAAGGAGAGGGUUGAGAUGAAGAGUGAGAUUGAAGAACUGAGGGACAGCCUGAGAUGCAGCAUGGAGAAGAUUGAGAGAAUGGAAGACAAGCAAAAGGAUAUGCUGAAGUCCAGUGAAAAUAUCUCUGGAGAGGUUAGUGCUCUGUUAAUAGAACGAGCUGAAAACCAGCAGCGAAUCAAAGACCUCGAGGAGGAUUUGCUCAAUCUGACUCAGCAAAAACAAGAGACAGACGCAGAGCUGGACAGGAUGAAAGAGAGAGUCAAAAAGAUGACUACACAAAGGAGGGAUGAGGAGGAUGAGAGGAGGAACUUGCAGAUAGAGAGCGAACAGGCUCAUGAGGAGCUGCGGAUCCUGCAGGAGCGCCUGGAGGCCAGCGAGCGGAGCACGGAGGCCUUACGGAGGGACCUGAGUGAACUCGGAGCCCUGCAGAGCCACAGCCAUGCCGAGCUGCAUCAGGUCAGGCUGCAGGCAGCUCAGAUGACCCUGCAGCUUUCCCAGGCCAACCUGGCCCUCCGCGAGGGACAGGCCACCUGGUCCCAGGAAAGAGAGAGUAUGAGGCAAAGUGCAGAGCUGGAUAAGGAACGAAUCCAGAAGCUGAGUCGUGAGCUUCAAAAAAAGGAAGAGUGGCUCCAAGAAGAAAGAACAGAGAGAGAGAAACUGGAAGUGGAGCUUGGAAAUGAGAAAGACUGCAACCGGGAGCUUAGGGCGAGUCUCAGAGCCAUACAGAAGGAGAGAGAGCAGCAGCAGCUGGAGAAACAGGAGCUCUUGGAUCACAUUCGUCUGCUGCAGCUGCGGAUGGAAAGGGAGGCCGAUGCCAAGUGGACAGAAGCAGCAUCUGCAACACUCAACAUUGAGAGCGCACCAUCAGCCAUGGAGACAUUUGGCCAUAAUGAUAUAGAGGAACCUCCUGAGAUACAACCUCUGAUCCACAAAGAGAAGGACGAGGACAACCAGGAACAGACUGAACAGGACAGCUCGAUUGGGACAACAGAGCAUUGCAAGAGUGAAACAGACGGAAAAGAGAUGGUGCCAGUUAAUUUGGGGGUCCAGUAUGAUCCGAAUGCUAACGAAGACAAACCACUCAACCUGUCUGACGUCAAGGGGCACAUACCAAGUGAUCUUGCUGAUUUUCCCUUGUGGUGACACAGGAAUAGAGCGGAGGGAGGAGAACCUGAUGCUACUUGUUUACAUCCCUGCCACAUCAUGUGCUCGAGCUGAGUGUAACGUAUCAAAACAGAGCUCUGCAAGCUGCCUUGGUUCCUAGUUAAUGAGGUACCUAAUGGAUAUGCUGUGUGCGACGGAUGUGUGCUUUUUAUUGUGUGAAUGUGUGGCUGUUGCCGUGAAAAUGAGUAAAUAACCUAAAUAAAUCAGGGAACUUUAUAAAGAUAGAUGCUUAAAUACAUGUGCCAACUUGAAUUUAUUAUUUAAAUAUGCUGUUUGAUUCAACACCUUUAUAUCUGUUUUUUGUGGAAUAUUUUUAUAUGAAUCACAGUAAGAUUAUAGAUCUACAGUCUUCUGCAAAUGUUUGGGCACCCCUGGUUAAAUUCCAUGUUGUUCUUGAUUUUCUAAGUGUAAAUAAGUGAACACAUCCUCUGCAGAGAGCACACUUCUGUACAUUUUACUGCACAAUUACUGUUUAUUUACUGAAUUCAACAUAUUGGGAGGGGAAAUAAACAGAAGUUGUGCCACAUUUUAUAAUAUGUAAAACUCAGCACAUGAACAGUAAUUGUGCACUAAAAUGUGCUGAAAAUGUUUCCUGUGGUUUAUUUUCAGUCAGCAAAACAUGUAAUUUGACCAGGGGUGUUUAAACACUCAUUUCACUGCUCAGAAAGAUGCAAUAACACAAGCACAGAGUAGCCCACCCACUGGGGUCAGUUAUAUUUGUGGUGCUAGAUCAGUAAAGGUGGACAAUUAUAGCAAAAAAGUAACAUCACGAUACUUCGAUACUUUCAGUACACGAUGCAAAUCAUGAUGUUUAAGUUCUGUGAGGUUUGACAAAUAAAGUGAAACCAGUGAAAAUACUAAAAAUGCUAUCAAAAACUAUGAGCACAAUGAUUUUUCUCACACUGAAAUUCAGUAAACCCAAAUAAACAGGACUAAUUCUGCUCCCUUUGCAAUAAAACAUGCAGUUUAAGUACGAUCCACAGUAGCCUCAGAAAAGCAUGCUGUGAUUUUAUUAUCACAGGAAAUACCAUGCUUUUUUCCACCCCUACUGAUCAGUUAUAUAAUUACAGUCUAUUAGCUUUGAUUAAAUUGUGCCUGAAAAGAUUUUGAAGUGUUACAGAUUCCUUUAUUUGUGUAUGCAGUGUUUACUUUGAAUGUUUUCACACAGUGAAAGAGAAUCUCUUCAAUAAAACGCUGUCUAUUUAUUGA